CCGUUGUAUUCCCUUUGUCAAAUCGACAUGAAGGUCAGGAAGCCUUUUCAACCCAUUUCAUAUCUCCAAGCCACAGGUUUCAAGUACAGUUGCAACCUUCCUGGAUGCGAACUCCUUACUAGCCAUCCUUCGUCACGGACAAAAUCCUUGAGUCUUUCGUCGUACUACCGACAGAAAGCUGGGCCUUCACGAGGAACUUACUGACAUUCCAACGUUCCUCGGGACUGCCAGUACAGUUUCUAGGUUGUCCCAUCAAAGCGACUCCACCACGAGGGUCCAAGAGGCCCUUCAGGCUAUACACAUACUACGUUUAUCGAUGUCGCGCCUCUACCUAUCUUCGUGUUCGGAUCUUUGCAGAGAUAACUAAUAUGCACGUUCUUACGUCUUGAAGGCAGACAAUAGUAUCGACGCCGCACCUGGAAUCAGUGUGGCUCCCAGGUUACACGCACACUCUGGCUACGAAACGAUACUCUCUUAGUGCUCCAAUGGAAGCUUUCUAAUGCUACUAUUUCAGGACUCCUUGGGCAACCACGGUCGUGAAAGCUCAGAGCCUGACGCUCGAACCACUAGGACGACAGUGUCCUGCCACUAGAGGCUCGGGACCUCUUAAGAUCCGACUAUUUGUGCUAACAAUUACUGCACUGCCAUUUCUGGUAAGAAUGCGCAGCAACAUAGGUAUGUACUGUCGAGAAGAAGGAUUUGAUAUCGCGUGAAUUGCUCUUAUUCUCGGUGGGUAGCGCCCAUCGCAAGGUGAGUAUCAAAGGAAUCGACAGCUAGAGAACGUCAGCGGGAUUGAGCAUUGCAAGCUCUGUGGGUACUAAUAAUGCAUGCCUCGACGACAGCAUCGAGACUGGCAGUCUACUCUGGACAACGCAAUGACCAUCGCUUGUAGGAUGCGCCGACCGCACUAUUCGACGCCCUCGAAGAUGAAGCGAACUGCAGUAUUGGGCUCAGCUCAACACCAAGAAUCAGAAACUGUUCUAUAUAUACCCGCUUCAACGCCAUGGCUCACCAGCUACAACCUUUUGCUGACGGCUGCAUUGUGAGUGGUUUUGGCCAUGCAUUCUCUGCUUCUACUCGGGCUUCUGGGCCUUGCCGAGGCUCUCAAAGCGACUCCGGUCAGAAGGUACUUCACAAGACGACAAGAUGAUCAGUCUGAAGAGCCAAUUAUUCCCACUUACAAUUUCUCCAUCCCUGUUGAUCAUUUCAACAAAGAUGAUAGCAGAACAUACAGCAACCGCUUCUGGAUGAACGACACGUACUACGAAAGCGGAGGGCCGGUCUUCUUUUUUGACUUCGGCGAGCAAGGAGUCGAUGCUUUAGAUAUCAGCGCUGUGCUAGCCGAAGCAUAUGGGCUUCAAGCAAUCAUGCAACUUGCGAAGACAUACCAUGGCAUGGCUAUCGCCUGGGAGCAUCGAUACUAUGGGCUUUCAAUGCCUAUACCUUUUGUGCUAGAGAACGGCACAACGGUAGAUCCCGUCACAUGUGCUAGCCUACCGAAUAAGUGCACCAACGAACCACUGGGUGGUGCCGAUGGCUACAAAUAUCACACGGUUGAGCAGGCAUUGGAAGACGUUGUCUACUUUGCGCAAAAUGUGGCCUUGCCCGGCUACUCUGCUGAGGAGAACGACCUUCUCUCAGCAAGGAAUACGCCGUGGAUUUUCAUGGGCGGCAGCUACCCUGGCUGCCGCGCUGCUUGGGUCCGCGCCCGAAACCCUGAGACUUUCUAUGCAAGCUGGGCUUCCAGUGGCCCAGUAGAAGCCAUGUACGACGGUUCACCAUACACCGAUGCCAUUUAUCGGGCACUGUCACCGACUUGUGCAGCCGACGUCACCGCUGUUAUUGGCUACGUGGACGAGGUUCUUGACGGCAAGCAUGGAAGCGAUGCUCUGCAGCAUCUUCAGGAGCUCACCUUCGUCCUCAGUGCUACAUUGUCCGAUUUGCAGGCUUCGUAUAAUAUUAGUGAAGCUAUCGAACUGAGCCCUUUCCAAGUUGGCGAAGUGUUGAACCAGCCUCUGGUUGCGCAUUUUCAAAACAAACCUCCGAAAUAUACAACCGAUCUGUUCUGCAAGUAUAUGCAAUCAUACAACCCCAACGGCAAGGCGACAAACACUACGAAUGUUGCAAUGGGCGUUCUGACCAGGGCGGGGAACCAGACCCUAUCGAGUCAAGGUGUUGUCGGCAAAUAUGGGGUUCUCGAAGGACUGAACGCUUACACCUACGCUUCCAGCACGUAUCUCCGAAAAUAUCCUGAAGUUGGUGGUGACAAUUCAACGUUGAUUCCGAACGCACUUGCAGAUAUCAAGUCGUGGGAAUGGCAAGCCCUGAACCAAUUCGGCUAUAUCCAGGGUUCAAACCCAGACAACGUCACUAUUGUGAGCAAAUAUUACAAUUACACUGCGGUCUAUGCGGAAGAGAAGACCGAAACCUUCACGUUCGGCCCCAAAUUUCUUGCUGAUCAGCCAGACGUCGGCUCUCUGAACAAGUACGGUGGCUGGAACAUGAAGGUCAGCAAUGUCAUGUGGACGAACGGUCAAUACGAUCCCUGGCGCCAAUUUGGAGUCAUGAGUCAGCAAGUUGAUUUCGGUGCUCCGACAAGGAACAUAACGCAGAAGGUUCCAGCCUGCAAUAAGGUCUCGGACAGUACUGAUGUCUUCGGCCUACUGUAUCCAGGGGCAGUGCACUGCCCUGAUCUCAACCAAAGUCCUUAUUAUCCAAUGAAUGGUAGCGCACCGGUACAGCUCGGACUGGCAUUGUUCGAACAGGCUUUGGAUGCGUGGCUUCCCUGCUUCAACAGUUCGAAACAGCAUUGGAGAGAUUGGCAAUGAACGAAUCGACACCACUUUGGCUUGCUUAGCUAGCGGUAGAAGACGUUGAAGAAGGAUCGAGGAACACCAGGUGAUAGCAGGAUGUAAUUGUUGAUGAAGUCGUCUAAUCGAAAACAAAGGUGGCCUGUUGAAAUCAUGGAGGGGGCCAAUGUUGAGCUCGAUGACAAGCAUAGAACGCAGUACUAGGCUUGGCCUGCGAUAUCAAUACGGUAUAUCUUACAUAAUAUAUGCCAUGCUGAC
Messenger RNA from Exophiala xenobiotica, 3068 nucleotides. RefSeq lists its product as uncharacterized. NCBI's taxonomy places the organism in Eukaryota, Fungi, Ascomycota, Eurotiomycetes, Chaetothyriales, Herpotrichiellaceae. The coding region runs from base 1059 to 2828 and encodes 589 amino acids. The record is from RefSeq and is a predicted model, not a curated record. Gene Ontology annotation, molecular function: serine-type exopeptidase activity; dipeptidyl-peptidase activity. The transcript is spliced from 3 exons. Gene Ontology annotation, biological process: proteolysis.